Manihot esculenta (cassava) is the source of this 411-nucleotide messenger RNA. RefSeq lists its product as uncharacterized. Lineage: Eukaryota; Viridiplantae; Streptophyta; Magnoliopsida; Malpighiales; Euphorbiaceae. The transcript has 2 exons. The record is from RefSeq and is a predicted model, not a curated record. The coding region runs from base 1 to 411 and encodes 136 amino acids.
AUGACCCCGUACCUAGAAUACUUGGAGAAGGGAAAGCUUCCCGAAGACAAGAACGAAGCAAAAAAGAUAGCGGCCCGAGCUGCCAACUAUCAAGCAAUAAGGGGAACUUUGUACAGAAGAGGGAAAUCCAGUCUGUGGCUCUGCUGUGUGAGCCCAGAGGAGGCAAUAAAGGUGAUGGAGGAAAUACAUAGAGGAAUGUGCGGAGCUCACGAAGGAGCAGGAACGCUAGCUAAUAAGAUAUUCAGGCAAGGGUACUACUGGCCCACCGUUAAGAAGGAAGCAGAAGAGUUUGUCCGAAGAUGUUUGGAGUACCGAGGGUGCUCAUCUCAGAUAACGGCAGACAAUUCGACUGCAGUACCUUCAGAGCGUUCACAGCAAACAUGGGCAUAUGGCACAAAUUCUCCUCAGUAG